Osmerus eperlanus (European smelt) is the source of this 1142-nucleotide messenger RNA. RefSeq names its product aldo-keto reductase family 1 member D1-like. The transcript has 9 exons. Gene Ontology annotation, biological process: bile acid biosynthetic process. Bases 66 to 1046 code for a protein of 326 amino acids. Gene Ontology annotation, cellular component: cytosol. The record is from RefSeq and is a predicted model, not a curated record. Lineage: Eukaryota; Metazoa; Chordata; Actinopteri; Osmeriformes; Osmeridae. Gene Ontology annotation, molecular function: Delta4-3-oxosteroid 5beta-reductase activity; aldose reductase (NADPH) activity.
ACAUCAGCCAUUACCAUCGGCGAUUCUAGGUUUUUAAACUCCCUAACCCUAACCCACGCACAGACAUGGAUUUGACGGCAGAGAACCACCGCAUUUCCCUGAGCGACGGGAACCUAAUUCCCCUGUUGGGAUUGGGAACAUACGGAGAUCCUAGGACGACACCCAGAGGGACUGCAUUGGAGUGCGUAAAACAUGCCAUUGAUGUAGGAUACAGACAUUUUGACGGCGCAUUGGUGUAUUUUAACGAGCACGAAGUAGGUCAAGCCAUACGAGAGAAAAUUGCAGAUGGAACCGUCAAAAGAGAAGACAUUUUUUAUUGCGGAAAGCUUUGGAACACUUUUCAUCCCCGGGAGCUGGUGAGGCCCGCGCUCGAGAGGACGCUGAAGACCUUACAACUAGAUUAUGUGGAUCUUUACAUCAUUGAGCUUCCAACUGCCUUUAAGCCUGGCGAUGAGUUCUAUCCCAAAGAUGAGAAUGGGAAGUACAUUUACCAUGAGACAGACCUCUGUGCAACAUGGGAGGCUUUAGAAGCUUGCAAAGACGCGGGGCUCUGCAAAUCUCUGGGAGUGUCUAACUUCAACCGCAGACAACUGGAGCUGCUUCUGAACAAACCGGGCCUUAAGCACAAGCCUGUGUCCAAUCAGGUUGAAUGUCAUCCGUAUUUCACACAGCCAAAGUUACUAGAGUUUUGCCGUCAAAAUGACAUAGUGAUUGUGGGCUACAGCCCAAUAGGAACCUCCCGAGACGCCUCCUGGGUGAACCUGAAAUGCCCUCCCCUCCUGGAGGACGAGCUCCUGGUCUCCAUCGGGAGGAAGUACGCCACAAGCAGCGCCCAGGUGGCUCUGCGCUUCAACGUCCAGAGAGGAGUGGUGGUCAUCCCCAAGAGCUUCAGCCCACAGAGGAUCACCAGCAACUUCCAGAUAUUUGACUUUUCUCUGACUGAGGAGGAGAUGACGGCAAUAGAAGGGCUGAACAGGAACAUUCGCUUCGUGGAGUUGCUUAUGUGGAGUGACCACCCUGAGUAUCCAUUCCAUGAUGACUACUGACAUUUUAAAACACUCACAAAAAAACCUAUUUACAGUUUCUAGAUUCACAGACCAACAUUUCAAUAAAAUGGUUGCUCUUGUUUUUCCAAAUUUCAA